CUGUUGCUGGAUCAGUUCAACGACACGCUCGUUGAGAUCCUUCUCGCCGCUGCUGUCGUCUCGUUCAUCCUCGCCUGCGUGAGGAGCAGAUCAGGAGGACGGCGGGAUCAUCCGUGUGUGGAGCCGCUGAUCAUUCUGCUAAUCCUCCUUCUCAACGCCUGCGUGGGCGUGUGGCGGGAGAGCAGUGCUGAGUGCGCACUAGAGGCGCUCCAAGACACACAGGCCACGAGGCAGAGACUGUGGUGCGAGACAGGCACGCGAGUGAGUGUGCUCAAGGCCACCAACCAGGCGCUGACACGUGGCUGGGCCACGAGGCAGAGACUGUGGUGCGAGACAGGCACACGAGUGAGUGUGCUCAAGGCCACCAACCAGGCGCUGACACGUGGCUGGGUGAGCACCUCCCUCGUGUGUCCACACUCUCAUGCCGCACCAUCACAAGGUCGGAAUGGCGAGGAUGGGGGGAGGGGUGGAUGA
Closterium sp. Naga37s-1 is the source of this 474-nucleotide messenger RNA. NCBI's taxonomy places the organism in Eukaryota, Viridiplantae, Streptophyta, Zygnematophyceae, Desmidiales, Closteriaceae. The record is from the annotation of a GenBank genome assembly.